AUGAGAAUUACAAUUACAACCGAGAUUGGUGAGAUCCAUCUUUUGGAAGUUGAUUCACAAAUGGAAUUAGAAAACAUCAAGGCCUUAAUUGAAGCUGAGACAGGGACACUAAUAAAUAAUCAGAUUCUCUCUUAUCAUGGAGUAGAAUUAACAGAUCCUAAAAAAACUCUUGAACAAUAUAAAGUUAACCAAGACGAUAUGUUAUUGCUUAAAAAACGAAAUACUGGAACUCAGACAACUGCUAGCACUAUUCCACUAGAAGCAGAAUUAUUUCGUCAAAUGAUACUAAAUCAGCCUCAAAUGAUACAACAAUUGCGUGAAACUCAACCAGAAUUAGCCGACGCUGCUUUAAACGAUCGCGAACGUUUUGCGACGCUCUUUCAACAGAUGGAACAACGAAGACGUGAAGGUGAAAGGCAGAGAAUGCAACAGAUAGAUAUGCUUAAUGCAAAUCCUCUUGAAGUUGAAGCACAACGAAGGAUCGAAGAGGCUAUAAGAAUGGAAAAUGUUAAAGUUAAUUUUGAGACAGCCUUAGAACAUAAUCCAGAAUUCCUUGGCCAAGUAAAUGAACAUCCUGUUAAAGCUUUUGUUGAUUCUGGAGCUCAAGGAACUAUAAUGAGUCAUAAUUGUGCUGAAAAAUGCGG
Molecule: messenger RNA, 644 nt
Organism: Entrophospora sp. SA101
Lineage: Eukaryota; Fungi; Glomeromycota; Glomeromycetes; Entrophosporales; Entrophosporaceae
Source: the annotation of a GenBank genome assembly